Pimephales promelas (fathead minnow) is the source of this 4426-nucleotide messenger RNA. RefSeq names its product NLR family member X1 (gene nlrx1). Lineage: Eukaryota; Metazoa; Chordata; Actinopteri; Cypriniformes; Leuciscidae. The record is from RefSeq and is a predicted model, not a curated record. Gene Ontology annotation, cellular component: cytoplasm. Gene Ontology annotation, molecular function: protein binding.
UGGGCAUAUGUGCCAAUGACAACAACUUUAUGGUUUUUAUUAGCCUAAGUAUUUUGACCUUCGCUGCUGCGGCUUUACAUGAAGAGCAAAGUUGAAAGUUUGUGUUUGUGGGCGGUACUACGACUGACUAGCUUAGCAGCUCUGUUAGCAGGAAGACGGAGCGGCGGAGAGCUCUCAUCGUCCUGCCGUAGAAUGGACGCUUUCUUCGGCUGUGAUCUGAGCGUCAGAACGCUGGCAGAGUUCGAGGGAAAAUUUGGAAGAAUUCGCUGCAUUCCCAGCCUCUAGAUUAGGGGUGAUUUUAGUCAAAAUGUGGCGAUUUGGAAGGCCAUCAGGAACGGACGUGUUAAGAUGGAGAUGCCGAGGGUCAUCAAAAGAUGUCUGCUGCAAACUUCACUCCAGGGCUCUUGAGACAGCCCGAUCAGAUGGCAUCUGUGGUAGUGUAAAACAACGUCACUUGCCAUUCCCAAUCAAGAAAACAAGCUCUUAUAGAAAUUCAUGGAGAGAACUGAGAACAUCUAUGUGCUAUUCCAUCUCUGGAUUCAACUCCAGGUACUUUUGUACUUCUGAGCCUGUCACCGAUCCCGUUGAGAUUCACAAACAGAAGUUGUCGUUAUGGUUCAGUCACCUUCCUCAAGAGGAGAGGCAAUUCGGUGGCUACUUUUCUCCCGAAACUAUGCAUGUGGAGCCACUUAUCCUAGAACGUCAUCCUGAUGAGGAUAGAGGCCUUAGUCCCUUCAAGGCAAAGGAAAGGGUAUCUCCACGUCCUUCUCUCACAGUUGAGCAGCUCUUUGAUGAUAAUAAUAAUGGAAACAAGGCACGAGGACUAAAUGUUUUGUUAUAUGGCGCUGUCGGCACAGGGAAAAGUACUGUCGUCCGUAAACUGGUGCUGGAUUGGUGUGCUGGAUCUAUUUUCUCCCAGUUCAAACUUGUGUUGCCCUUCUCCUGUGAGGAUCUUGCCAAUUUAUCCAAACCAACAUCCCUUCGAAACCUUGUAGGCAGGAAAUACAUGCAUCUUCUCAAGACACCUUAUCUUAGUGGAGACAAUGACAAGGCUAAGGAUGUCCUCUUCGUCUUCAAUGGAAUGGAGAAAAUGAAGCUGGAUUUUCGUAUCGGCUCCUCGGAGUUAUGCAGUGAUCCCAAUGAGGCUCUCCCAUCAGGGGCUGUUGUUGUGAAUCUGCUUAGGAAGUACAUGCUACCUGAGGCCAGCAUUUUGGUUACAACCAGACUAUCUGCCGUGGACAACGUUCCUAGAAAAUACAUAAAACGUUAUGUACAGAUCUGUGGCUUCAAUGAUCCUGAUCGCCAGAGAGCCUACUUCACCAGUAGACUCUUGCAACAGAAUGAAGAAAAGCCGUACAAGGCUGCCGAGAUGCUCAUAGAGAUGCUUUACCUAAAUCUACAGCGGGAAACUCAGUUAGCUACCGCCUGCUUCUUACCAUCUUAUUGCUGGCUCACAUGCGCCACUCUUCACUUAUUGCAUUUUACUGAUACGAAGGCACCAAUUCGAACCCUCACUGGCACCUACACCAGUUUCAUGAGGCUUAACUUCGGAGGAGAAGUGAUAAGUUUGGACGGAGACGUCUCUUCACGAGAGCAACCGAACUCAUUAAUGCUCUAUGUGGUCCGCACUGUCGGUAAACUAGCUUUUGAUGGCAUCACCAACAAACGGAUAUCGUUCUCCGAUGACGAACUGGAGCAGUGGGUCGGCGGCAAGACUAAAACGGACGAGGAGCUCCAGCAACUGGCGGUGUUUCGCACAGACGUGCUUGAUUUCUUUCUGGUGCCUCGUGAUGAUCAUGGUGCAGAUCCCGAAACUGGUGGUAGACGCUACGUGUUUGCUGUUCCCGCCAUGCAGGAAUAUCUAGCUGCACUUUAUGUCGUUCUUGGCGAGAACAAAAGCGUCCUGGAGAAGUUGACUUGGGAGGUUUCACAGGCUUUGGGACAAGCCAGUGAGGACAUAACAAGCCUACUGAGCAUCCUCUCCAAAAUCAUACCUUUCCGAAUCUUCGCUGUUUUCAACCUGCUUAAGUUGUUCCCAAAAUAUUUCGAGCGAUUCAGCAGCCUCAGCAAGGGGCGUAUCGCAAACACCAUGGCUGCGGAAAUGUUUCGUUCAGAGGACAGCUUCAACGAAGAUGUCUUGGACCAGGUGGAGCAAAGUCUGCUGGGAGUGCAUGGUCCUCAGCCACAACAGGAAACCGACACCAGGGCGUUUGAACUCUAUCCUAUCUUCAUGGGUGGACUACUUCAUUACGGGAACCGGAGGCUGUUAGACCAGCUCGGAUGCAACAUAAAGAGUCACACGGUUGCUCAGAUCACUCGUGUGCUGAGAAAACACCUGAUCAAGGAGAGUAUGAAGAAGCAGCCUCCUGAGGAACUCAUGGACCUUCUGGUCCUGCUGUAUGAGUUUCAGAACCCUCGACUCACUGCUGAAAUCCUGCAAUCCAUCAAGACCAUUGACUUGUCGACCGUACGCAUGACACCACACAAGUGCUUUGUGCUGAGCACCGUUCUGGGCUGCACACGCUCAGGCUUCCACCUGAAUGAGCUCAACCUCUCCUCCUGCCACAUCACUCCAGAGUUACUGCAGAUGCUCUGGCCAGCCUUCCAUCACACUCGAAAACUCAAUCUCCAGUUUAACAGCCUGGGUCCCGAGUCCUGCAUUCUACUGCGAGAUCUUCUACUUGAGCCCAACUGUACUAUUAAGUCAUUACAGUUGUGUGACAACUACUUGACGGACGCCGGCAUCAGCCAUUUACUGGAAGCUCUGUCUGGUAACCACUCUCUGCAACAGCUGUAUCUGAUGCACACGGGCCUCGGGGACCAAUCGGCACACAUGCUGGCUGAGAAACUGGGCCAGCAUAACAUGUUGAAGGAACUGAAUGUGGCCUACAACAACAUCGGAGACAAUGCAGCUCUUACACUGGUCGAUGCCUGUCGUGAACAUCCCAGCAUCCACACAGUACACCUGUACCUGAACCAGCUUACCGAUGUGGGCAAGCAGUCGCUGCACGUGCGUGGUGUUCCUCAGGUGAAGGAGGGCCGGCGAGUGAAAGUCCUGGCCUCUGUAACAGAGGGUUCAGACAUCUCAGAGGACUGGCAUCCUAUUCUGAGUGUAAUUGGAAAGAAUUCUCUUUCCUGGGAUAGAGGCCGUGUACGCGAGCAACUGCUGGUUUUCCUGAAAGACCUGGAAUGGGGUCGGAAACAGCACCCGAGUUUCUGGAAAAAAAUGCACUUCCGGCGAGUAGAGAGUGUUGUGAGGCAAACUUUGCGCUUACUGGAAAAGAGCAGUAAUACGGGUACAGGGAACGGUACAAAAUGAUGCAAUAAUGAUUGAAGCUAAAGUGUCUAAUUUCUCAAAGGGAUAUUUGUUGCUAAUCCAGUCAGCCUUAAAGGGAUAGUUCACCCAAAAAUGAUUUACUCACCCUCAUGCCAGCCCUGUUGUGUGACUUUCUUUCUUCAGAUCAACAAAAAUGAAGAUUUUUAGGAAAAUCAUCCUUCUCUGUGAAUGGAUUGGAUUUAAUGCACUGAAUGGGUGGCACUUGGUUGACGCUUAAGAAACCUCUCUGCGAUCAUUUCGGUAAUCCAUUCGAGCCCAUUGGGUGCAUCAAUUUCUUCUUCUCAAGUAUGAUGAUAGGUGCAUGUUAGGAAAAUACUCUUAUUUUAAACACUUGUAACUAUGAAAACUCGAGUUCUUCUCAAGUUCAGCUUGACAUGAUUGUACGUGGUGAGGUGAAGUUUGCGUGGGAAGUAAUGCUGAAGCACAGCCACUUCUUGCGCAAGCUUUACAGUGCACUUACGUCAUGUCAAAACACCCUUCUCAAGAACGCUUGUAUCACAGUAAACCAGACGCAAUGUUAAAAAGUUAAAACACACCUAUCGUUUCGCUUUAAAUGACAUUGAUUCAUCCACUGGGGUCGUAUAGAUUACCGUCACGUUCAACCAAGCGACACCCAUUUACUCGCAGAGAUCCAAAAAAACACAUUUGUUUGUGUUUAUCUGAAGAAAGAAAGUCACAUUGGGCAUGGCAUGAGGGUGAAUAAACAUUAACAGAAUGUUGAUUUUUGGGUGAACUAUGAACUAAAUAAUAUUUCUCACUUGGUUAGGGUUGAUUUUACUAAUCAUUGUUUUUACAGCACAUCUGUCUACUUUAGCUUUAGAUCAUUUUGAGAAAACACUGUGACAAAUGUGUGUUGUUUUAUUGUUUGAGGGAAAGAUCAAUAUAUAUUAUAUUCCAUAAUUUUUCAGAUUACUACUUGAAAAAAACAUGUUGCAUGAUGACAAAUGUUGGCAUUUACAGCCAUCUCUGUGUAAAAUCUUUACACAAUAUUUGAGUGUCAAAUGGUGCUCUAGCCAAGGUUAAACCAAGUAAGGUUAACGAAUCGUAAUGUGCAAUAAAAUCAAAAUAAAACUAAAACUGCUUAUGUAA